CAUACUAUCUGUCCAUCAAUCAUUUCAAAACCCACACACACAUACACACAUAGUAUGAACUCCCCAUGGACUUCCAGUUUCAUCCUCAUACUUUCUAUAUCCAUUUUCCGGUGGGGUGUGGCUGUUUCCGAUCAGCAGAAGCCAACUGGUCGAGCAUUUGCCAAGCAAGAAGCUGACCGAGUGUUCCGUCUUCCAGGGCAGCCUCCGGUCAGCUUCAAGCAGUAUGCUGGAUAUGUUACAGUCAAUGAAAGCCAUGGAAGAGCACUGUUUUAUUGGUUCUUUGAAGCUGAAGAAAGCCCUGAGAAGAAGCCUCUCCUUUUAUGGCUUAAUGGAGGUCCAGGUUGUUCUUCAAUUGGAUUUGGGGGUUUGGAGGAGUUAGGCCCAUUUGUAGUUAAAAAGAGCAAAUCAGGGCUCCUUUUGAACGAUUACGCAUGGAAUAAAGCUGCCAACUUGUUAUUUCUGGAGUCCCCUGUUGGUGUUGGAUUCUCGUACACCAAUACUAGCAAUGAUAUUAAGGAACUUGGCGACAAAAUCACAGCCCAGGAUUCGUACACAUUUCUGAUCAAAUGGUUUAGAAGGUUUCCACAGUACAAAUCCCAUGACUUCUACAUAGCUGGUGAAAGUUAUGCAGGGCACUACGUUCCACAACUAGCUGAGCUUAUUUUUGAUACAAACAAGAUUAUUGCCGACCAUGAUCGCAUAAAUUUCAUAGGAUUUAUGAUUGGGAAUGCGUUGUUGGAUGAUGGAACUGAUCAAACGGGUAUGAUUAGUUAUGCAUGGGAUCAUGCUGUUAUAUCGGAUCGUGUAUAUAAUGAUAUCAAGACUAAUUGCAACUUUAGCAGCCCUAAUUCAACUGAAAGUUGUGAUACAUCGUUGGAUGAAUACUUUGAAGUUUAUAAGCUUAUCGAUAUGUAUAGCUUGUAUGCACCUACGUGUGUUGAUACCACCCCCAAUUCCACUCAACGCGUGUUUAUGCAUGGCAAUGUCUCUCCUCAAACUUUAUCGAAACAUAAAGGGUGGCACAAGAAACCAACAGGGUACGACCCUUGUCAGUCAGAAUAUACUGAUUCAUAUAUGAACAAACCAGCUGUUCAAGCCGCACUACAUGCUAAUACCACAAAAAUCCCCUACCCGUGGUCGCAUUGUAGCAAUGCUAUUACAUUUUGGCAUGAUGCUCCUGCAUCCAUGCUUCCGACCAUCAAAAAACUUGUGAAUGGGGGUCUUCGUGUUUGGGUUUACAGUGGAGACCAAGAUGGAAGAAUUCCGGUGACAUCUACAAGACUCUCUUUGAGAAAACUUGGCUUGAAAACAAUUCAAGAAUGGUCUCCAUGGUAUACUAAUAAUCAGGUUGGUGGAUGGACGAUUGCAUAUGAUGGAUUGAUGUUUGUAACGAUUAGAGGAGCAGGACAUCAAGUACCUACUUUUAAACCCAAGGAAUCCCUUCAACUCAUUAACCACUUUUUAUCCAAUCAAAAUUUGUCAAGUGUACCUUUUUAAAGUUUAUGGGAGCAAUGAUUAUGAUUAUUGUGAGAUCAA
Molecule: messenger RNA, 1536 nt
Organism: Lactuca sativa (garden lettuce)
Lineage: Eukaryota; Viridiplantae; Streptophyta; Magnoliopsida; Asterales; Asteraceae
Product: serine carboxypeptidase-like 34
Biological process (GO): proteolysis
Cellular component (GO): vacuole
Molecular function (GO): serine-type carboxypeptidase activity
Source: RefSeq, a predicted model, not a curated record